ACUAUAGAUAAGCUACCUGGCUUCUUCAUCAUUAUUUCCAUUUAUCUUUUUUCAAUUAAAAAGAUUAAAAAUUCCUAAGAAUAACAUAAACAGAUUCACCAACUCUUUCUAUAUAUAUAUAUAUAUAAAGAGUAUAUAUGUAUUCCUUUGUAAGUUCUUCUACAUUUUGACAGAGCAAAAUGGGAUUUCUUGAAAAUGAUGCAUCAAAUCUUAAAGUCCUUGACUGUACUCUAAGGCUGUUUGUCAUUCCCUUGUCUAUUGCAUCCGUAUGGUUGUCUGUCUCCAACCAACAGGAUAAUACUAGUUAUGGAAGAUUGGAAUUCAGCAAUUUCACAGGACUCAAGUACAUGGUUGGCAUUAGUGCUGCAUCAGGUGGAUAUGCUCUUUUAACUGCUAUAUCUUUGUGGGUCAGGAAUUUAGUCACUAAAGCAUGGUUCUUCUUUGUUUCUGACCAGGUUGUAGCAUACUUAAUGGUUACAUCAUUGGCUGCAAUUUGGGAAAUUCUUUACUUAGCCUAUAAUGGUGACCAAAAAGUGUCAUGGAGUGAAGCCUGCACUUCCUAUGGAAAAUUUUGCAGUAGAUUGAAGCUGGUUUUGGUUCUCCAUGCCAUUACCCUUUGUUGUUUCCUUGCAUUAGCUGUGAUUUCAGCUUAUAGGGUCUUUAGCAGAUAUCAGCCUCCUAGUAUAGAGAAUGAAGAAGAAAAGGAAAUGCACACCUGAUUUCUUUUCCCUGUUUUCAUAGUCAAGUUGUGUUUAUAGUUUUAGUUACAAAAAAAUCACAUACAUGGAUUGAACCUCGGUCAGUCCAAUUUAGUUGACAUAAUCUGAUAUUGUUGCUACUUUGUGAGAUGGGCAAGGAUUGAUUAUUGUCCCUAGUGUUGAUAUAGAGUUUGUUGAAUAAAAGCGUUUUGUCUUCAGGGGUG
Molecule: messenger RNA, 922 nt
Organism: Lycium ferocissimum
Lineage: Eukaryota; Viridiplantae; Streptophyta; Magnoliopsida; Solanales; Solanaceae
Product: CASP-like protein 2D1
Exons: 3
Coding region: 180-719 (179 amino acids)
Source: RefSeq, a predicted model, not a curated record